GUUUAUCUCUUAAAGCCUGAGGCGAAACAUAUAUUUGAGUAUUUUAUCUGUGACCUCUACAGCCUGCAACUUUUUUUUUGGUAUGCAGAGUAAUUUUUGGUGAUGACUUUUCCUGAGUUCCCUGUUGUGCGUUGUUGAAUGGUUGCCCUAUGCCUUCUGGUCAGCCGGCGGGGAGUUCUGCUGCUCAGUACCCGGACUUCACAUUGUUGUCAGUCCCUGCAGAGGUCUGAAGGUGGUCUAGGACGGUUCCCGGUGUCCUCAUGGGCUGUGCUCUCCUUUAGGUUUCAGAGGAGCGUGUUGGAUCUCUCUUUGCAGUGGAGGUUCGCCAGGCUGCCCAACAAUGCCAAGCUGGAGAUGGUGCCAGUCUCUAACAGAGUGGGAGCUGGAAACACGGUUCGGAUUGCAUUACAGUUAGAUGAUGGCUCCCGUUUACAAGACACAUUUGUCUGUCAACAGACUUUGUGGGAACUUCUCAACCAUUUUCCAAAGAUCAGGGAGUUUAUGGAGCAGCAGGGUGAAUCCUCUCCAGUCUGUAUUUACAUGCGAGAUGAGGUAUCAGGAAAAGAUGCCCUAGAGAAGACAACACUGAAGUCACUUGGCUUGACUGGAGGCAGUGCCAUCAUCAGAGUUGUCAUGAAGAAAUGCAGCUCAUCUGGCCAGGAGGAAGCUGUGGGUGCCACGGUGCAGGGUAAUGAGCUGACAGUGGGGCCAGGCUCUGUGGAAGGAGCAGUGGAUGUGCCCCUACCUCAAGCAAACACAUUCCCAAAGGACUUGGACCACGAGGAUGUGGCCAUGUCUUUAAACAGCUGCACAGACAAGCAAGACUCGAUUAGAGAAUCUCCUGCCAGCCUGGAGGAGCCGUGGCCUUCCUCUGAGCCCGAGUCUACCCCUUUUGUCCCUUUUUCUGGAGAUGGACAGCGUCUGGGGGACUCUUCUGUAGCUGCACCAUCUCUUGGGUUAGAUACGCCAUCUUCAAAGCUGCCAACAACUUUUUCCAGCCCUGGAGGCCCUUCUAAGCCAAAGAAGUCUAAGAACAGCCAAGAACUGCAGAAGGAGCAAGCACAGCUUGUAGAACGAGAGCCACUUGUAUGUCACCUAGACCUACUGGAACCUCUUCCUGCUGGCCCAGAAGAGCUUCCUGAUGAGUUUUUUGAAGUCACGGUGGAUGAUGUACGGAAGCGUUUGGCGCAGCUGCAGAGUGAGAGGAAGCGCCUGGAAGAAGCUCCACUGAUGACAAAAUCUUUGAGGGAGGCUCAGCUGAAGGAGAAGUUGGAGCGUUACCCAAAGGUGGUGUUGAGAAUCCGUUUUCCGGAUCGUCACGUUCUACAGGGCUUCUUCCAUCCCAGUGAAACCGUUGGCGUUUUGAGAGACUUUGUAAGAAGCCACCUUGCAGAUGCAGACUUGCCUUUUUACUUGUUUAUUGCACCUCCCAGAAUCAUCUUGAACGAUGAAAGUUUGACACUCUUUGAGGCGAAACUCUUUCCAACUGCUGUCGUUCACUUUGGAUCUGAGGAGUGCAGGGAUUGUUACCUGAAAUCAGACCUGCUGAGCUCUGCAGUUUCUCCUUCCGCCGCUGAUUUGUUAGUAGCCAGAUGUUUGUCCAAAUCAUUAGUUCCUUCUGCUUCAUCAUCUUUAGAAUCAGUAGUUCCAUCCCUGUCUGAACCAGAAGUGGGAAGUGACAAAAAGCCUGAUGAGCAGCCAGAACCAGCAAGUGCACGUGAAGCUCCACGGGUGUUGAGAAGGGCCCCUGGGAAAGUACCCAAGUGGCUGAAGCUGCCAGGUGGGAAGAGAUGAACCAUUCUGGGCUGCUGGAUCAGUGAGCAGUCAGCUGUGCCUCUUUCCUGAUGAACUUACUCAGAAUGUGUAAGAAAUUGUUGGUGGCCCUGGAGAGAUCUAAUCUGUAUGAACAUUAGUUACAAAUAGAAAAUUGCUAUUUCAGAUGCUAGCUUCAUUUUUUGGAGGAGGGAAAGGCCUGUUUGUGGUCUUCAUGACUACAGAAGCAAGGUUAGAGGUUAAAUUUAAGGUUUCUUGCAUGCAAAUAAUAUGAAUAGAGAAUUAACGGGCAAAUAAUUCCUAUGUACUUUCUGUGAAGGAUUUUGUUUCUAUCCAUAUUUUUAAAUCCGAAUCUUCCUGGCUCUACCUUCAGAGGUAACCUGUGUCAGCUGCCUGAAUUCUAGCAUCACUAGAUUCACUUUCUACUAUAGUUAAGUGCUGCCUAGAACAAGACUUCUCUCUGCUUCUUGCUGGUUGGGGUUAGCGCUGCUGAUAAUUCUGGGCACAGGUGGCUGGAAGGUGGGUGAAGGGGAACCACUUAGGUCACUUAGAAUAGGUUUUUUUCCUGUGAGACCUCUUGAUCUGCUGCACUUGCCUGGUUUUCCAUGGCCAGAAUAUUGUUAACAAACAACACGGGUUACCUGUUAAUGGAAUGCACCUGGAGUUUGUUUCUGCCCCAAGCUCUGUGUUUUAUUUUCACUACCUAUAAUUAACAUCAGUCAUUACAGUCACAGCGAGGAAAAAAAAACAUGCAGUAAAAGGGUCUCUUCGUGUUACCUUCGAUCUCUGGAGCAGUCAGAGCAGGGGGAAGCCCUGGCCCAGGUCUGUGCCUGCUGCGGAUGCCGUGCUGGGGUGGAUAGUGGUUAGGAUUGUGCUCAGGCUGGAGAUGAACUCCGUAGUGCCACAGUAGCCAUGGUGGUGUAUUUUAUUUGAAGUCCUCUCCAUGGAUCAGUGAUUCAUACGGGACAGCUGGGGUUCCCUGUUAGGGUAAUAAGACGUUUUCCAUUUUCCCUGUAUAGACAAUUGUUCCCCGACCUACGUGUGCAUCUGCACAAUUUGUAGAUGUAAUAAAGCAGAGUGGCCAUAGGAGGCCUUUCUGUCGG
This is a messenger RNA of Calidris pugnax (ruff), 2876 nucleotides long. It is a transcript of the gene ASPSCR1, whose product is annotated as alveolar soft part sarcoma chromosome region, candidate 1. The coding region runs from base 139 to 1794 and encodes 551 amino acids. Gene Ontology annotation, molecular function: protein binding. The record is from RefSeq and is a predicted model, not a curated record. The transcript has 14 exons. Lineage: Eukaryota; Metazoa; Chordata; Aves; Charadriiformes; Scolopacidae.